Molecule: messenger RNA, 2769 nt
Organism: Oncorhynchus mykiss (rainbow trout)
Lineage: Eukaryota; Metazoa; Chordata; Actinopteri; Salmoniformes; Salmonidae
Product: four-jointed box protein 1
Biological process (GO): cell-cell signaling
Source: RefSeq, a predicted model, not a curated record
UGUGGAGCAGAAGCUGCUACACAAAUCAAACUCAACCACAAAUCAAACUCAACCAGCACCCAGUGGAGAUCGGAGAGAUGGAGACGCGUAGAGCGAGAGAAAAAGCACUUUGCUGUCCGGAACGAGAGACGCUGAAAAAAAAGAUGAUCCGUUAAAGAAAAGACUGCGUCAUGGCUCAUAUCCUAUCGACGGAGAAGGAUUUUAGUUCACCCAACGGGAACAGAGAUGCGAACCUCGUUGCUUAUUAACGGGCGGUUCCGUGAUCCAAACAGUACAACUCCGCCCGUGAACGGGGCACGGGACGCAGCGCCUGUGCUAGGCAUCGCACUUUGGCUAGGUGUGGUUUCACAACACUUGGAUUAGCCUACCUAGUUCUUAUUCCACACACUCGUUCAUAAUUGAAGCUGAAGCCGUCGGGGAUGUGCUAGUCAUCUCGUCGCAACAAAGGGAAGGGCGGCUUUCAGCAACCAUGAGGGCUGUAUCGGAGAAUUUACUUGCACUUCUCUUUCUCUGCACUUGUGCCAGUGUAUUCUACGUCUGGAGCAGAUUGGAGAGAUACAACACGGGACUACAGUUAACGAGUAGGGGGUCCGCUCACAUUGGGCCAUCCCCGGACCUCUCUGCUAAAACUUUCCGGGCUUUGCUCGCCGUUCCAGUAGCACAGAGACUGCAUUUGGGGGGCAUACUGGAUGCCCACAAUCUCACUGGUGUUGCGGAUCAAACUGGCUCUUUAGGAAUCAGAGAUUACCAUAUGAAUGUAGAUAACAAGGGGUCAGCACAGAGGGGGGUCCCGGACAAAUUGGGCUCUCCGGUUGAGGGAAUUUUUUGGAGUGAAUGGCUUGAGGAUAAGUUUCCCGUCAGCUUCAGUGAGGAACAUGCCCGGGCAUGGAGAGGGAGAGCCCGGGGACAUCGGAUUGUCAGACUGGAGCCGGGCUGUGGGAGAAUAUCCAAUCAACUGGCCACUUUUUCGGACCGAUCCAAAGCAUGCGUGCGUUAUGGAAUAAACGCGGACCAGGUGCAGGGGGAAACUUUGACUUAUUACCUGGCUAGUUUGCUGGGUAUUACAAAUCUGCCGCCUCUCAUCCUCGCCCAGUUGAACAUUGACAGUGAACAAUGGGCUUCUGUGAGAAGAAGAAUAGGAGGUUUACAGUGGAGUGAGCGGGCGGUGGUCUCGCUCACCCAGUGGGUCGCCAACCUGACAGGGGUAAUCACACCUGCGCCGCUGCGCCAAGAGAGCAAGGGGCUGCGUCCUCUACGGGGGGAGCUGGGGAACAAGACUACGGCGGAGUUGCUCGAGCUAAUGCAGUGGACGGACCUGAUAAUAUUGGACUACCUGUCUGCUAACUUCGAUAGGCUCGUUAGCAACCUCUUUAGCCUGCAGUGGGACUCGCGCGUGAUGGAGAGGGAGACCAACAACCUGCUCAGAACACCCCGUGGCGACCUGGUUUUCAUCGACAACGAGGCAGGGCUUGUGCACGGUUACCGUGUACUGGAUAUGUGGGAGAAGUACCACAGCACCGUCUUGGACUCGGUUUGUGUGUUCAGAAAGAGGACAGUACAGCGUGUUAUAGAACUGCACCGGCGCAGGGACACCAGGACUCGGCUGCUCGAGCUAUACAGAGACAGCGAACCAUUGUCUCCGGAGUUAGGGUUUCUCUCUGAUGAACAUGCGGGAGUACUACAGAGUCGAAUAAGCAGAUUAUACAAACACAUAUUGCAUUGCAAGGUGAAGUACCACCAGCUGGGCGUUUAGUUUUGAUUCCUCUCAUUUAGAGGUUCUGUAUCUGGCAUCUGCUCCACAGAAUGACGUGUGCUGCAAAUCAGUAACCACACACCUGUACUAGAUUAAUGCGCGUCAAUUGAAACAGUUUUUUUAAUAUAUUGAUGAACUACCUCUUGUGAAAACAACGUUUUGCCUACUUUAUAUGUCUGCAUAAAUAGUCACAUUGACGUUGAUUUUUGGCUUCGUGCAGGAUGGGUCAUAAUUUAUUUUCAGCCAGCCUCAAAACAUAGCUGCAGGAAUAAUGUGAUAUGAGCCAAUGCAUCUUUGUAGCUGUUUAGGAGCCAAUGCAUCUUUGUAGCUAUUUAGGUUUAAUGGUCAGCCUUCAACCUCAGGAGUUUGAUAGGCUACACAGCUGUGUUUAUUAAUAGGAAUAAACUAUUGUGGUGUAAGGGGGGAUAAUGAAUAAUCACUUCAUACCAUCUGUAUUCACAAGGUGCAUUGUGUUCAAUAAUCUCCAUAGGAAACUGGAUUGCUUGAUAAUGAGAACCAGGCCUUAAUAGGUUACUCCUAAAAAGUUUUGUAUUUGUUACCACAAAAAUGUAUCAUGUAGACUUUGUCACCUGUCUCACUCCUUUUAUAGAAGCUCUAGCCUACUGUACAAUCAAUUGUCAUUGCAAACACUUUCAUGUAUUUGGUUGUCUUGUGAUUGUAUCUUCUGCCUUAAUGUCAGUGGUGUAGUGGGGGAUAUAUGCAGGUAGCAGAUAUAUGCCAUUUACCCACUUUUUCCCCGUGGGCAUUGCGUAUACUCACUACUUAAUCCCCACUGAUGCGUAACAAAGUAGUAUAGUGAAGGUAUAUGCCAUAUAAAUUAUGUAGUACAAUAGAUACUUUAUUCACAAAGUAGCCUACACAAUCGUAAUAAAGCAUGUGAAAUAUAUGCACAUGCGCGCCGCACACAUAGCUACACUGAAUAUAAACGCAACAUGUAAAGUGUUGGUCCCAUGUUUCAUGAGCUGAAAUAAAAGAUCCCAGAAAUGUUCCAUACG